AUGACGCUCUUCUCCGCAUCGUUUCUGUCGGACAAUCAGACUCCCGGCCAGGGCGCCGGCACAAACCAGCCCUCCAAGUCCCCUCCUCCGCCCAUUGCCACCGCCGCGGCCGCCGCGACGGCGCCCGGCCCCAAGAUCAAGAGUCCCAACCUGCACCGACCAAUCAUGCAGGCCAUGCCUGACAACCGGCAGCAGAGCUUCGACGAGAUCUACGGGCCGCCCGAGAACUUUCUCGAGAUUGAGGUCCGCAACCCGCGAACGCACGGCAUGGGCCGCUCCAUGUACACCGACUACGAGAUCCAGUGCCGCACCAAUAUCCCCGCGUUCAAGCUCCGCCAGAGCUCGGUGCGCCGCCGGUACUCCGACUUUGAGUACUUCCGCGACAUCCUGGAGCGCGAGAGUGCGCGCGUGACCAUCCCGCCGCUGCCGGGCAAGGUCUUCACGAACCGCUUCAGCGACGACGUCAUCGAGGGGCGGCGCGCGGGCCUGGAGAAGUUUCUCAAGAUUGUGGUGGGACACCCGCUGCUGCAGACGGGCAGUAAGGUGCUCGCUGCCUUUGUACAGGCGCACUUCUCCUCGGAUAGCUGCGUUGGUAUCCGUGAAUCAUCAACGCUGGCACCCGCACCGUCGGCCGUCUGCAUCCACGCCCCUGAGACUUCCCUCCGCUUGCUAGUCAUGAACUGCCACAGCGUGUCAAGGCUCGCUCGUCGAGCUGUUACCACGCAUCACAGCUUUUUAAAAAGCAAACUGGUGGGACCUCUCAUCGCUCGACAUCUUACGCAGUCCAGGGCUCGACCGGACAAGUGCUGUGCGUCACGAACGAGCAAGUCGUCGCAGGGGGAGCAGCCGGCGCCGUCGAUAGGCUUCUGGGCGUCCCGGUCGACAUGGCACAGGGCUUCCAUCAACACCGUCCGCUGCCUCGUUGGGUGCACGACGGGCGACUUUAGUGCCAUGUGGUUGCUCCAGGCGCACUGCCCCGAGCUGGGCAUGUCCACCAUCAUGGGCAUCUCCAUGGCUGCGGGCAUAUCAACAUCCAUGGUGCUCGAGACGGCGCUGCUUCGCCUUGGUCGUGAUAAACUGCCAUGGCCGGCGGCCGCCAAGACUGCGGCGGGCAUGAGCCUUAUCUCCAUGAUCACAAUGGAGCUUGCCGAGAAUGUGGUUGACUAUUCCCUGACGGGUGGCGCAGUGGCAUUCGAUUCACUGUCGUUUUGGCUGGCGGCCCUGGUGUCCAUGGGCGCAGGGUUCCUCGCGCCACUGCCAUACAACUACCACCGGCUGAGAAAUUGUAAGAUAGGUCGCUUGACAAGCACUCACACGAGUUCGUUUGAGCUCAGUUUGCCAGCAUUUAAGAGCACUCGCCCCUCUUCCUCGACUCUACUUUGUCACCUUUGUUCUUUUGCAACAGUAGUUGAUUCGAACCCGAUCUUCGAACAGCAGAGACUUGAAAACCAUCGAAAGCCCGCUAUGGAGUAUUUUGAUGGUGACCCCGUCCAUCCGCAGCCCUUGCUGCCGCCACCGUUCUACCCCAGUAUUUACAACGUGAAGGUGGCCUUGGAGUCGCUGAACUUGGAGGGCAGCUAUGUCUUUGAGUCUGAAAUGCAUGGCCCAAGAUAUAUACUUUACAGAUUCCGCAGAGACGACGGGUCCCAUAUCGCUCUGCGCAUGAUGCAGCCGUACCGCGUUGUCGCAAGCGCCGAAUACGUUCGGACCGCUGUGCGGCGAGAGGUCAGCAUUCUGAAAAAGCUGGAGAGCAUCCAAUUCCAGUGGGCUCCGAGAUGCAUCGCUUUUGACCUAUCGUUUAAUAACCCGAUUGGGCGUCCUUUCCUGGUCGUAACGUGGAUGGCGGGCCAGACGCUGAUCUGGACAAGGGACCACCCAGGACCGGAUCUGCGGGCGCGGGUGCUGAACCAGCUUUCACAGAUACAACUGGAGCUGAUACAUACUUCUCUGCAAAGAUCUAACCCAACGGCUAAACAAUAUUACUCGCGACUGAUUCACGACAAUAUGAUGGCUGUUCCCAGGGGGAUGUCUGGUAUUGGUGGCGUGCCUACGCAGGAGGACUAUUGGGCACAGUUGACGCAUCUAGAGAACGUACUCGUCUCUGGCCACGGCGACAAGGAGUACGCCAUCGCCCACACCAACAUACUUGCCGAAAACAUCAUCGUCGAUUCGGACUACAACAUAGAAUGCAUUGUCGGUUGGAGUCACGCCGGCGUCGUGCCUCUCGGUCACGCCGCCACCCUCCCUCGUCUCCUGGUGCCCACCAGGGUCCCCAGAGACCCCCUUGAGAAGCAGCUUGCGCAAAUGGCUGCGCUCUUUGACAAGUUCAAUUACUGGACUGUGCUCGCGAACAGCCCCGUGAUGACGCUGGGCACACAGGCCAUGUCCAAGUGGCAAAUGGGCGAGGACGGCGACUUUCGCGCCUUGUACAUGCUGUCAAUGAAUCACUUUGGCGUGCUCUCGUGGUUGUCCAGCCAGGAUUGGCGGCCCCCGUCCUGCAAUAGCUACUGCGCGCCAAUGCGCCAGACGCCGCCUGUGUCCUUCCCCGCUGGCCCGACCAGAGUGCCCAGGGCAACAGCCCCGACGGGAAGCGUGAGAGGGUACCAGGCUGAGCCGUCUUGGGACGAGGCUGUUCCAUCGCGGGAGGAGCCUUUUCCGUCGCGAGAACAAGCUGUUCCGUCGCAGGAAGAAGUUAUUCCGGCGCAGGGGGAAAAUAUUCCACCGAGCGAAAGGGCUGCUCCAUCGCGAGACGAGCCCGAAAUGAAAGAUGAGCCUUCUGAGUGA
This is a messenger RNA of Cordyceps fumosorosea ARSEF 2679, 2784 nucleotides long. RefSeq names its product sorting nexin-3. Gene Ontology annotation, cellular component: early endosome membrane; retromer complex. Gene Ontology annotation, molecular function: phosphatidylinositol-3-phosphate binding. The transcript is spliced from 8 exons. The coding region runs from base 1 to 2784 and encodes 927 amino acids. The record is from RefSeq and is a predicted model, not a curated record. Lineage: Eukaryota; Fungi; Ascomycota; Sordariomycetes; Hypocreales; Cordycipitaceae. Gene Ontology annotation, biological process: late endosome to Golgi transport; endocytic recycling.